Sporothrix schenckii 1099-18 is the source of this 396-nucleotide messenger RNA. Its product is annotated as signal recognition particle subunit SRP14. Gene Ontology annotation, molecular function: 7S RNA binding; endoplasmic reticulum signal sequence receptor activity. The record is from RefSeq and is a predicted model, not a curated record. The coding region runs from base 1 to 396 and encodes 131 amino acids. Lineage: Eukaryota; Fungi; Ascomycota; Sordariomycetes; Ophiostomatales; Ophiostomataceae. Gene Ontology annotation, cellular component: signal recognition particle, endoplasmic reticulum targeting. Gene Ontology annotation, biological process: SRP-dependent cotranslational protein targeting to membrane. The transcript has 3 exons.
AUGCAUCAUCUUACCAACGACGAAUUUUUUUCUCGGCUCGCCGAACUUUUUCACACACAAAAGGGCAAAGAUCAUGGCGCAAUAUACCUGAGCCAGAGACGACUGGUGCGCGGUGAAAAGGACGCUUUGGGAACCGAUGCGGAUGACAACUCAGACAACUGGAUUUUGGAGCCACAAGCACUUAUUAUUCGCGCAACCAACGGCAAGUCCAAGAAGCACCGCAAGGAAAAGAUUCGGUUAACGACAACAGUAGCACCGGAUGCACUGACAGGCUUCUACGCGCGCUACGCGGAGACGUGCAAGGCUGGGAUGACGCUUUUAAAACCGCGCGAUAAAAGCAAGAAAAAGGCCAAGGCGAAGAAGAAGAAGUCUACCACAACGACACCGGGCCCAUGA